Messenger RNA from Diabrotica virgifera virgifera (western corn rootworm), 10233 nucleotides. Its product is annotated as latrophilin-like protein LAT-2. The transcript is spliced from 5 exons. The coding region runs from base 182 to 874 and encodes 230 amino acids. The record is from RefSeq and is a predicted model, not a curated record. Lineage: Eukaryota; Metazoa; Arthropoda; Insecta; Coleoptera; Chrysomelidae. Gene Ontology annotation, molecular function: G protein-coupled receptor activity. Gene Ontology annotation, biological process: G protein-coupled receptor signaling pathway; cell surface receptor signaling pathway. Gene Ontology annotation, cellular component: membrane.
UUGUGAACGCACGUGAUUUGUUUUGAUCGUAUAAAAUUGUCGUUUUGAUUAAGAAGUAGUAAUCCUAGUUUGGUGAAAUUUUUACACAGUGUCUGUUACCCCAAGAUAUACAAGUGAUUCCGAGCUAUGCAUAGCCCUUGCAUUCGCUCUUCAAUAUUCUCGAUUAUGCACAUUCUGCUGGAUGCUACUGAUGACACAUAAUAUGCACAAUCAAUUCAGGACUGGUUUGCAUUUGGUGCCCGUAACGGAUAAUCACAUAACGAAAAACUUUCUCAGAUACUCAUUAUUCGGAUGGGGUCUACCUUUCGCUCUUCUAAGUGCCAGUAUUUUAAUUCAAUACCACGACAAGGCGGGCAAGCUCCUCGACACAGCGUCUCUAAAAGGACAAAAUUGCUGGUUUUUGGAUACGAAUGCCUUUAUCUACGGACUUCUUGCUCCCAGUUGUAUUAUUAUCUGCGCAACAUUCUACUUCUUAGUGAGAUCGGCAAUCAUUGCUCGGUAUAUCAUCAGCAUGCAGGCGGAUAUCAGAACGCGCGAGAGAAUGAGUCGCAAGAGAACGUUACAGAUACUUCUUUUUUCUAAGAUCACCAUCGUCUUGAGCAUUGUUCUUGCAUUAGCAGCAGUGAGCAAGUUGUCGAACAAAUCAGAGCUCUUCUGGAUAUCAUACCACAUGGCACAAGGUUCUCAGGGAAUCCUUGUGUCACUACUAGUAACGUGCAACUGUCAAGUUCUGAAGCUGUACACUAGAAGCUUGAAAUCACGUGCUUCUAAGCACGUGUCAUGUUACGUCAACAAUAAAUCAUCGAAUAAUAUGUUAAGUAAAUCUACCAGUCUUCAACUACUCACGUGGGAACCAAUGCCAGAUUCGGUCUAAAUUUAAAAAUGUUAUUUGUAUUUGUAUUAGGGUCACAGGGACAUGGGUAUCUCCAAAAAUUUAUAACACAGGAACUGAAUUUAAAAGCAAGAAAAAAUCUAAAAGAUUCAAAUAAAAAUAUAAAUUUAAGAGAUUUCUUAGGUCGGAAACAAAUUCUAAUCUUCACCUGUGCCCCAUCUUUCCAUAAUUUGCAAGUAAAAAAGGGCGAUAAAUGAAUAGACGUGAGAAAUUUAAAAUAUGCAUUUCUCAACACAUCAAUCUAUCUAGGUAGAUAUCAAACGAAUUUUGAUUCGUAGUACUCAAUUAGUGGGUAAGAACAGGGGUAAACAGAGACAGUUAAGAUUUACUUCCGUUUCAGAGACCACCACCAUCUGUUUAUGUACAUUUCGACCCCUUGAUCUCCUUAGAACAGUCCGUGGUAUGCUCUGAAUUGAAAGGAAAUCUAACUAUCUUGUAGAAAAAUUAUUAAGAAAUAAUAUCGUCGCCUUAGUACUAUAACUUGAUAACCCCAAAAUUGACGUUUUUGUAGAUAACUAGUUCACAAGAUGUAUUUUAUUUGCCUCCAUAUUUUGUAAAACCUUGAUAACUCACUCCAAACGGGUUAAGCAUUUAUUUAUGAUUGAAAGUUGAUAAAACUCAAAUGCCCCUAAUAUUCAGUGCUAAAACUUGACAAGAUGAGUUAUCAAGUUAUUGUUUAAUCGAAAUAAUCGUGAAUGCGACAUACACUGAAUGUUACAACUAGCUAACUCUAGUUAUCUAGUUGUAGCACGUGUUUUUCUGAAACCAUUGAGCCUACCACGUAACUGCUAUUUGUUGAUUCGGUUCAUAUUAAUGCGAAAAUUCGAGAAUUGUGAGCAGAUCUGGCAACCUCCAUGGCGGAGGGCUAAUUUUUACCAAAGUAAUGCUUAAAUUAUUAGUUUUGUCAAAAAGUUCACUUAGAUGCAACUUGGCACGAUAUGCGACAUUACCAAAUGUUAACAUUAUGGUAGUGCUAAAAGUUGAUAACUUUACUUUUUCAUGUUAUUUUCCAUAUUGGAAAACGAAUUUUCAUCGUAUUCCUAAAUAUAUCAGUAGCCAAAAAGUUAAAGAACAGUAUUUUAGAGCUGCAGAGUGAAUUCUGUAUUUCCCAACCAUGGUAGCAGCACAAAUAUCUUUAAAAUCUUUAAACCCGUUGAUCUUAGAACUACUAAUUUCGAGUUAUCAAGUUAUAGUAUUAAGGCUAUCAUGGACGCAAUUGUCAUUUAUAUCAAAAACAACGAGAAACCUACAGAUUUAAAUAAAAAUAGAAAUAUAAAAGAUUUCUUUGAUCGGAAACAAAUCCUGAACUUCACCUGUACCUAUUCCUUUUAUAAUUUGAAAGUAAAAAGGGCGAUAGAUGAAAAGACGUGGGAAAUCUAAAAUAUGCAUUUCGCAGCACAUCCAUCUAUCUAGGUAAAGAUCAAACAAAUUUUGAUUCCUAGUAGGUACUCAAUUCGUGAGUAAGACCGAAGGUAAAUAAAGGCAGUUAAUAUUUAAUUCCGUUCCAGAAACCACCACCAUCUGUUUAUGUAGAACAAAAUUUAUUUUAUUCCUGUUUGAAUAUCUUACAUAUUUUACUAUUUAUCUUCGGAAAAUAUUAUUAAAUUAGAAAGCAGAACAAACCUCUCAUAACUAGAUACAAACAGGUGCAUAAAACAACCGGUGAAACUCAAAACUGUUAAAAAUAAUCUUAAACAUCCUGAGAAACAUAAACAAUAUUAUGGUAUACAUACAGUGAAUAGAAGAUAAAAAUGGUAAUAUCAUCUAUCAUAACCAUGAUCAUACAGCUUCUCCAUUCCAUACAUCUCCAGUAAAUUACAUUUUGGCAAGUUGUAUCUAGUUAUGCUCUAUUCUCUAUAUCGCCUGCUCAUCUUAUCGGUAGUCACUUCCGGUUUCUCUUACCUCCAUAAGGUCUCAAUUCUACUAAUCUCUUAGUCCGGCAUCACAAUAUCUAUCUAUGGAAAGCACGAAACCUAAGUGGAAGAUUGAGUGAAUAGAGCAAACACAGCCGCAUGUUGAGUGAAUGAAACACUAUGAAGAAAUAAAAAUAUCGUGAAAGAAAUAAAAGCAGAAUUUAAAAAACAGUCAUAAGACCAAUAGUGACACGAUUCGAUACAGACAGAACAAAAAGAAAUCCAUAAAAGCAGAGACUAAAACCAUUUUAGGAAAAUUUAUGGUUAAACACUAAAGUUCAUAGCUAGAAGUAGAGGUAAACGAUGGAGAUACAAAGUGUAGAACAUGAAGGAAUAGAUAAGAAAGCGAAAAGUAGAAUGAAACAAAAGUUUACCGGUUCUUAAAUAGAAAGGCGAUCAGUGGGAAGACCGUGGAUAUGAUGUAAUGAAAACUUACUGGAGACACAUUUCAAUACAGACAAAGUUAUGUCUACACAAAUAGACGACCAAGGGGAAGAAAAUAAAGUUCGCCGAAGAAUAUCAGAAAUAGGAACGAAUACUUAAUAGCGGAAAAACCAAAUUUCUCAGCAUUGGCUUAUAAAGCGGAUUUUUUACUAGAUAACAACAAGGAAACAGGGACUCGUAAUGAAUACAACAAUCUAGGAACAAUAAUACUCAAUCGAAAACGAACAGGUAACUCCGAACUUAACACCAGAAUAUACAAGAAAUAAAUGCUAUAGAAUGACUCAAUCGAAUUCUCUGGAACAAGAAUACAAUAAUUAUUAGGAAGUUUAAUACCUGCUGGUGGAUGACGGUUUAAUAAAACAACUCUGGUAAAAGUGUGCUAUUUAUACGGAUACGAAACUUGGCCAUUAAAAAAACUAAAGAAAGACCAAAGUCACGGAAGUGGAUUUAAUAAUGCGACCGCUAAAAAUGUUUAGGAGGGACAAUAUAAGGCAUGAACAAAUCAAGGAACGGGUGGGAAUAUAAAGUACAAUGGUUGAUGAUAUACAAUAAAAUCAGCUCAUAGAGUACGGGCAUGUACAGCAAAUAUAAAACAAUAGACUUGAGAAACAAGUACUCGCAUUGACACAUACAGAAGGGGGGCGGGAGGAAGACCGAACAGUAUGAAUAGAACGAGUAAUAAAAUUAAUGAGUUCCAAAGAGCUUAGAAAGCGACAAAGGAAUAACGGACCUGAAUGGAAAUUGGACAUCAACCAACGUCGAAAAACGUUCUGAACCGAUUUUAUGUAUAUAAUAUGUUACGGGUAAAGUUAAGUUAACCUUCCGAUGACCAACCUUUUUUUGUUACACGGAUGACCAAGGGGGGGGAAAAUGACCCCGGGGAAAAAACGACCCCGGGGAAAAAAUUACCCCAGGUCAAAAAUGACAAUUAACAAAAAAAUGAUUUUUUUUUUAAUUUAUUUUUUUUUAUUUUUAUGGCAUGGACUUUAUGUCAUUCAGCCAGUCACAACAUGAGUAUUAGUGUCAUGUGUAGUGUGUAUGUUGAGUAGGUGUCUUGUUACUUUGCAAAGUAGAAGUCAUUAGCGUAAAACUACUUAAAAUUACACAUAAUAGACGGUAUUUUACUAAACAUCAACUUCAGAAUAUAUUUUUUAUUCGUAAAAUAUAGGGAAUUUUUUUAAUUCAAAAUAUGAGGAUAUCUAGAAUGAUACUAAAGUCAAAUAAAAAAAUAAUGAGUUAAAAAUCAAAAAUACUUUUGAAUUUAUUAAAGAAAAACAUACGCUGGGCUCAAAAUUUCCCCCGCUUGGUCAUCCGAAGGUUAACGGGUAAACCUAGGAUUGCCCAGAUGAAAUAAAGCUGCUGGAAAUAUUGAUUGUAACUCCAAAUUCCAAAGCAGCUUUUCUUGUUUUAACAAAUAGAUUAUAAUUUUUAUUUCUGCAGUAGGUAUUUAUAGUUUUAGUUUCCUUACUUGUAAAAUGUGUUUUUUUCUUUAUAAGAUAUAUCUCAUUAAGCAUUUAACCAAGUGGCAAGCGGUAGAAUGUGUUUUACCCGAGUAAAGCCCGAAAUUUGAACUAUUUAAAUUAUAUUUUGGAUUAUGUUCUAUCGGAUCUUACCGAUACCUCGCAGGUACUUCGACCUCUACCCGGAUAAUCCUAGGUUCACACGUUAAGCUAACUUUACUCGUAACAUAUACAUAAUACAUCUAAGACUAACAUUAAAUAGAUAAUUCAAAAAUGAAUAAUUAUUUUCAAUUUCUUUGCAUCACGAAACUACAGCCGCAUUAUUUUCUAGUUCAAUUAGAGAGUGCGGCAAGCACCUCUACCGGUUUCGAAACUUAUUAGUCUCUCAUCAGGAGGUAUAUAUGCUGCUCUCUCUGACAACCAGGACAAACCCCAGCGUGCUGUUAAGGAUUGCAACAAACGAAAUGGCAGGGAUUCCCUAGCGGCAACUGCUAGCAAAAGACUAACUUUUCGAUCUAAUAACACCUAAAAUAAUAUUAAAAAUAUUACUCUACAUCCUACAGAUUGAAAACAAUGGGAACCUUCUCUGGUAACACGUCCGAGGCUUCUACAAUUUGCAAGCCAUAACGGAUGCUGAGACUAAGGAAGAUGAGAGAAUUUUACAAUUUAUAAUUCACGUCCCAUCUGCUCAGCGCGGUAAAGUUCCAACGAGAAUGGUUCCCUUCGUACUCCAAUCAGAGCAAACAUGUAAAUCAAAAAAGUGAAUAACCAUUUUCAAUUUCGUUGCAACCCGAAACUACUGCCGCCUCAUUAUUCCAGUUCAAUCAGAGAGUGCAGCAAGCACCUCCACCGGUUUCGAAACUUAUUAGUAUCUCAUCAGGAGGCACAUAUGCUGCUCUUUCUGACCCAACCAGGACAAACCCCGGCGUGCAGUUACGGAUUGCAACGAACUAAAUGGCUGGGAUGCCCUAGUGGCAACUGCUAGCAAAAGACUAAGUUUUCAAUCUAAUAGCAUAUAAAAAAUAGUAUUAAAAAUAUCACUCUACAUCUCAUCAGAUAGAAAACGAUGGGAAUCUUCUCUGGUUGCACCUUCAAGGCAUCUAAAAUUUGCCAGCCAUAACGGAUGCUGAGACUAAAGAAAAUGAGGGAAUUUUACAAUUUAUAAUUCACGUCCCAUCUGCUCAGCGCGGUAAAGUUCCAACGAGAAUAGUUCCCUUCGUACUUCAAUCAGAGUAAACAUGUUAAUCAAAAAUGAAUAACCAUUUUCAAUUUCGUUACAACACAAAACUACAGCCGCACUGUAUUCUUGUUCAAUCAGAGGGUGCAGCAAGCACCUCUGCCGAUUCCGAAACUUAUUAGUCUCUCUUAUUAGUCUAAAUAGAUAAUAUUAUCAAAACGAUUUUAAUUAGGGCCAUAAUUAAAUCAGUCUUAACAAUAUUAAAAAAAAUCAAUCCUUUUAAAAGGUUUUAAUCGGUAGGUUUAAAGCAUGGCCUGAUAUUUGAUUGUGUUGUAGUCCAAAUAUUAUGGUGUUCAUUUAUUAAUUGGAAAUAAAUUCCAAAAUCCUUUCAACAAAUAAUAUUUUUCAGAUAUUGCUAAUGAAUAUUGAAAUUGUAUCCAAUAUUCGUGUUUUGCACGAGUACUGUGUAGACUUGUUAAAUUAACAUGUAUUCUACCGAUUAAAUGUUAUUUGCGAACCGAACAAAAAUUGUAAAUUUAAAUUAAAUACACAUAUCUAUUCAACAGUCAAUAACACCUGAUAAAGUGAUAGUUUAAAAUUACAAAGAAAAAUCAUUACUAACUUCUAACUUAUACUAAAGCGUGGCAUUACUCUUAGAAAAUAUUUACCUAAAUCUCACCACCCCCACUCUUUAGCCCAAUACUCCACCUCGACUAAAAAUAUUAACUGCCUUUUACGUAAAUUUGUGCAGAUAUUGCCGGUUCGGAAUAAAAACGACGUAACUGCAAAUUUUGUCAAUUCAUGUUUAGUGCGUAAUUAACUUCUAAUAUACUGUGUACAGAUGAUACAAAAGCAACAGAACUGUAACUAUGUGCCGAGCCACUACAGGGUAGUUGCAUCGUUAUUGAAAUACGCUUCAUUUUAGACCUUGUGUUAGAUGAAUAAUGACGCAACUGUAAAUAGGGUUGAAAAGUGGGGGACUAAAUCAAGAUAAUAUAUUUCGGACCAAUAGGGAUGAAAAUACAAGCCAUCGCUGUAAGAAUAAACAACAUGCUAAAUAUUUAAAAAUAGUUUUUUGUACAGAAAUAUUUUAAUCAAGAAUGACGCAAAUGUAGAUAGAGUUGAAAAUGGGGGAAAAUAAAUUAAGAUAAUGAAAUUCGAACCAAUAGGGAUGAAAAAAAAGCCAUCAUUGUAAGAAUAAACGCCAUACCGAUGCUCCAUAGGGUUACUCUUUAUUUAAUCACUAUUUUAAAUAUUUAAUAUUUUUAGAUGAAGAAUGACGCAACUGCAAAAAGGGUUGAAAGUGGGGGGAUUGAAUUAAGAUAAUGAAAUUCGAACCAAUAUGUAUAAAAAUAAAAGCCAUCAUUGUAAGAAUAAACGCCAUACCUACCGAUGCUCCUGGAAGAUUACUCCUCAUUUAAUCCCUAUUUUAAAUAUUUAAAAAUAGUUUUUUUGCGCGCCUGAAAAAUUUGGCUUUUGCAGUUACGUCAUUCGUAUUCCGGACCGGCGAUAUAAGAAAAUGGAAAGCUCCACGAUAGGAACUCAUGAGACAAACUUUUAACGAUAUAAUAUUAAUAGAGGUAAGUUUGAUAACAUAUUGUUCACAGAUGCAUCUUAAGACGAAGUAAGUGUUGGAAGUGCUGUUACUUCCGUAAAUUAUACUAACAAUGUAUAGACUACCCAAGAUUAACAGUACCAGUAUUUGAUUUGUUCCUGCAGCAUUAGACCAUGCUACCUACUAGAAGAGGCAGCCAGUGAACUGAAUUGGAUUUAAUGUGUAUCUUCUUCUUCAUGUACCAUGUCCUUUCAGAACGUUGGUUUCCAUCAUAGCUAUCUUAAUUUUAUUCACUGCCAUCCUAAAUAGCAUGCUUGUAUCAACACCAUACCAAUCUCGCAAGUUCUUCAACUAUGAGGUUCUUCUUCGUCCUGGACUGCGUUUGCCUGCUAUUUUUCCUUGCAUAAUAUUUUCUAGCAACCUAUAUUUGGGACCUCUCAUUACAUGUCCGAAGUACUCCAGCUUUCUCUGCUUGAUGCUUUUUAUGAUCUCAGUAGUCUUGCUGAGACGUUCUAGUAUUGUGGAGUUUCGAAUCUUCUCCACCCAGGAAACUUUUAAAAUUCUUCUAUAGCACCACAUUUCGAAAGCCUCAAGGCUAUUUAGAUCAAUUUUACUCACAUUCCAGAACUCGACACCAUAAAGUAAGACCGAGAACACGUAGCAGCGAAGUAGGCGGAUCCUCAAUGCCAAUUUUAGGUCUCUGUUACAUAACACCUUGGACAUCCUUCUAAAAGCGGCUCUAGCCUGCUUUAUCCUAUAUCUAAUUUCGCCGUGACUUUCUGCGUUACAAUUUCGUUGCUGUCCAAGGUAAACGAUUUUAUCAACUUGCUCAAGUUUGGUAUUAUUUACAUAUAUAGACGGUUUUAUAUGCUGCUGUUUACUUAUUACGAGUAUUUUGGUAUUCCGUAUGUUCAGAUCCAGACCUGCCUCCCUAAAACACUCAACGACACUAUCACUAUCAAGUAGUGCUUACAGAUCUUCUUGACUAGAAGCUAGGUGUACUGUAUCGUCCGCAUAUCGCAAAUUAUUGAUGACUUCACAGUUCACAAGUAUUCCUUCUUGUUUUUCAGAAAGAGCUUUUCUGAAAAUUCUUUCGGAGUAAACGUUGAAAAGCAGUGGUGACAAGAGGCAUCCCUGCCGUACUCCUCUUUUAAUAUUAAGAGCCUGUGAUUCCACACCAUCUACUAAAACUGAUGUUGUUUGAUUCCAAUAUAAAUUUGCAAUUAUUCGAACAUCUCUGCCGUCCAAGCCUAUGUCUUUUAAAGCUUCGAUCAACAUUGAGUGCUUAACACGAUCAAAUGCCUUUUGGAAGUCAAUAAAACAACAGUAUAUGUCUACAGAUAUAUCUCGACAUCUUUGAGCAAGAACAUUCAUUCCAAACAAUGCCUCUCUCGUUCCAAACCCGUUACGGAAACCAAACUAUGUGUCAUCCAGGUAUUCCUCGCAUUUAUUGUAGAUACGACCAUGUAUUACCUUCAGAAAAAUUUUCAAUAAAUGGUUUAACAAACUGAUGGUUCUAUAAUCAGCACAGGUUUUUGGUGUUGUCUUCUUAGGUAGAGCUAUCAACAGUGAAUUAGACCAGCCAUUAGGAAGUUGUCCGCUGGUAUAAAUCGUAUUGAAAAACGAGGUUAUAGCCUCUAAAAUAUUGCUAUCAUUUAUAAGCUUGUAUAUUUCAGUUGGAAUUUCAUCAGGACCAGUCGAUCUGCCAUCUUUUGAUGAUUGUAUGACUUUUAUUACCUCAGAGCGUGUUAUUAGGGGUCCGUCGCAGUUAGUAAUAUCGGGAGGUGAACUACUCCUAUCGUCAUCGAAUAGGUUCGUGACGUAAUUUUCCCAUUCUUUAAGUUUGUGCUCUACUUCAAAUAUUAUUUUACCCUGUUCAUCUUGUAGCAAUGCAGUUUGUUUCUUAUUGAAGAUACCAGCCGCUUCUUUCACUUUUUUAUACAUGUUAAACGUGUCAUAUUUGUUUUCAAGUUCUUCAAUGUCUUGACACUGUUUGGCUAGAUGUUGACUCUUUGCUUCUCGUAUUUUACGUCGAAUUUUUUUGUAUGCCGUUAUAGAGUAUUUCGUUGUUUUUCGCUAAUCGCCGUUGUUCCAUCAAAUCCAAUAUGUCUUGUGUCAUCCAAGAAUGCUUUUUUAGCUUUGACCUGCCUUGUAAAUUUCUCACACAGAUUUCUUUUACUGUUGUUACGAUUUUAUUUAAGCCCUCAUCGACAUUCUCACCGAUAUUUUCCCAAAUUAAAUUUUCGUUCAGUUGUCUUUGAACUGAUUCCUUUACUUUCUCGUCUUGUAAUUGGGCUGUAUCAAUAUUUUUGCGAGACUUCUUUUCGAUCACCUUUUUUAAUUUUAAUUGGGUUACAGCUACUAUGGGAUUGUGAUCAGACCCAAUGUCAGCACCAAUGUGUAUGAAUUUGUUAAUAUGACAUGUGAUGAGUGAUGACACAUAAAAAGUUUAUGCAGAGUACCAAAUGGUUGUUGAUAGUACUGUAAAGGAAAGUUGAUUGUUUAAGUGAAGAUCUUCAAUAAAUAUUAACCAAAACAGGCCUUACUGAAUUUAAAGGCUGAAAGGAUUGUAGAGGUAUUCUAGAAUCUGUAUUUACUAUAAUCUGGAACUUGGCUUCAGGAACAUAUCCUAGGAAAUCCUUUAGAAUACGAGAUAAUUUGGGUAAAGUCGUCUUACUCCUGUCGCCAGGGGGGGUACAACGGCCUCCUGUAUUCAGAUGGACUUACCCAAGUUUUUUUAUGUAUUUUGACCUGUAGAACACGAAUUUUUUGGGUAACAGUUGAUCCUGAUG